AUGGAGACAGUGACGAUGGAAGCCUGGAAGGACCGUCCGCGUGGUGUUGACCCGCUCGUGAGUGGUGAAUACGUGCCCAGCCAUGUCAUCAAGUACUUUCCGUUUCUUCUGAAUGAAGCUCAGAGCCAGCUGGAAGCAAUUCAUUGCCUCACUCCCAUUGAUCCACGUCAACGAAAGGUGAUGACCGAAGACUGUAAGCCAUUGUGCACCAGUGAUCCCAGUCCAACAGUAGUUUUGCCAACGUCAAAAGAUGAAACCAUCAGUGUCAGUGAUAAAACUAUACCACGAAUGAGUGAAGAUCAUACCGUUGUGAUCUGUGAGGAGGUCCUGAAACGACGAGAAAUUUUGCUGGACAUGUGCAAUACACGUGAAACGGAAAUCAAUAGAAAGAGGGCUGAAGCAUGGGAUGAGGUCCAUUUGGCGACGAUGAAUCGUUGCCAGCGGAAUCUGCGACUGGAGCAGAUCAAACGCGUGUGGAGGCAUCAGAAGAAUCGCGUUCGACACAUCCUCAAUCUAGAGAAGCUUGCUUCAGACGCAGAAGUGACACUUGAAGAUGUGAUCGCUGCCCGAAAAGGCUUCAUGACCGAUUACGAGAUCGCUAUAGCUCGUGCUUACCUCGAUGUACCACCACGGAGCCAUUCGCCUGGAAAUCGUCGUUUGGAUGAGCUCGACCUAUCGCUGAGGAAAAGAGCAGCAACGUCUCCAAGCAUCCGUAUUGAUGAUUCAGUUACUAGUGUUCUUGACCGAAUAGCUGCUGAGUGCGCCGUCGAAGCACAUUCUCAAGCCCAAUGCGAACUACAGGGCAGCAGUCCGAUGGCAGAAGUCAAAGUGGAGCAAACUCCAUCCAUGGACCAGUCUCUACGUGAAUGCAGCAACCUGCUGGAAAUUCAGCGACUUCUAAACGCAAUGGGUCCGGCUUCUUCCAUGGAAGACAAACCAACGGUAAAACCUGAUCAUGCACAGCGAAUAGCAUUCGAGGAACAAGCAGAAAUGUACCGAUCAAUGAGGUCAUUCAUCGAGGAGUCAACCCGAACCGUGCGAGAUCUCUGUGGACGGGUUCGAUCCCAUCAGUCACCUGCAACUGACUCAUCCCCAAGUGAAAGUAAUCUAGAAUUUGCUCCCAAUGGUCAAGUAGUUUAA
This is a messenger RNA of Haemonchus placei, 1140 nucleotides long. Lineage: Eukaryota; Metazoa; Nematoda; Chromadorea; Rhabditida; Trichostrongylidae. The record is from the annotation of a GenBank genome assembly.